UAUUGUAAAAGCUGGUGUGGAGAAAUGGAGUGGAAUUUUCUGUCCGGUGUCGGUGCCUUAUUUCUUGGCUACUAUUCUUUAAACUUUGUGCUGCAAGUUCUUCAUGGAAUAAGAGCUUUUGUUCUUCCUGCUCUUGGUCUUAGAAAGAAUCUUAAGAAAUUUGGUGAAUGGGCAGUGAUUACAGGGUGUACCGACGGAAUCGGAAAAGCCUACACACAUGAGCUUGCAAAGCAAGGCAUCAAGUUGGUCCUGAUUAGUCGCACUGGAGAAAAGUUGGAAUUGUUGGCUACAGAAUUAAAGGAAGCAUAUGGCACUGAAACUAAAAUUAUUGUUAUGGACUUCACUGGAGGAGCUGAAAUCUAUGAUGGGUUAAGAGACAAACUUGCUGGUCUUGAUAUUGGAAUAUUGGUCAACAAUGUUGGAGUUUCACAUUACCCAGAAUUUUUUGGCAACAUGAAGCAAGAGGAUGCAUGGAAGAUGUUGAAUGUUAAUGUUCUUUCUGUCACAAUGAUGACUCACACUAUCCUUCCAGACAUGGCCGCCAAAGGAAGAGGUCUGAUAAUAAAUGUAGCCUCUGCAGCAGGCCUGACACCUACUCCACUGCUGUCCAUGUACUCUGGGACCAAGGUGUUUGUUGAUUUCUUCAGCAGAUGCCUGAAUGCAGAGUAUUCUUCAAAGGGCAUCAUUGUUCAGUGUGUAUUACCCUACUAUGUUGCUACUAAGAUGAGCAGAAUCAGGAAUCCAAACAUCUUUGCUCCAGGCCCAACUACUUAUGUUCGUCAGGCCCUGGGAACACUCGGAGUGGAGUCUAGGACUGUAGGAUGUUGGAGCCAUGCUCUGCAGAACUGGUUUAUAUCACGGGUUCCAGACUGGCUGAGACAAAAGCUGAUGUGGAAUGUCAACACAGCGAGGCGAAGGGCUGUCCUGAAACGACUCCGAGAGAAGGAGCUGAAAGACUGAUAUGUUAAACAAAUGUUUCUGAAGGAAAGAGAAGGCAGCAUUCCAUCAGUGCAAGCAAUGAGCGAAUCGUAUUUCUGUUCAGAACUGUUAGUGUGGGAAAAGAAAUGAGAGGAAAUUUAUAACAAAAUUUGAUGGUUAUUAUGAUUACUAAUGUUUUUAGUUACAAUUAGCAGACGAAGUGUCCUAUUUCUUACAUCUUCACUCUCCUCCCGGGUUGCUGAGGAAAAAUUGUCCAAAGACAGGCAGUAAAUAAAUCCAAAAAGGUUCUGAA
Molecule: messenger RNA, 1231 nt
Organism: Pocillopora verrucosa
Lineage: Eukaryota; Metazoa; Cnidaria; Anthozoa; Scleractinia; Pocilloporidae
Product: very-long-chain 3-oxoacyl-CoA reductase-like
Cellular component (GO): endoplasmic reticulum
Molecular function (GO): oxidoreductase activity
Source: RefSeq, a predicted model, not a curated record